AUUGAACUCAGGACCUCUGGAAGAGUAGCCAGUGCUCUUAACGGCUGAGUCAUCUCUCCAGCCCCAUAGUAUAUUUUUAUAGAAACAAAACAAAAGAAACAUUGGUGGGAAUACAGGGUAGGUGGUUUCAACAAAUCGGGAGAAUCCAUGUUAUUGGCCUAAGCUGCUAUCUGAUGACGUUCUUGGAUUCUGGGUUAGUGGAGAGAGGGUUGUGCUUAUGUAUUCCAAAAGGAUUUUACCUAGUUGUCACAAGAAUGAUAAGCCACGCACAGAAGCUGGCAAUAAAUGGCCUUUAAAGAGCACUAAAGAUGGCUGCAAGAUAACUUGACUCUUCAGACACAGCAGGUCUAUUAGUCAAUCAGCUUUAUAGAAUCUGUAACAUGGGUGUGGCUUUUUUUCUGGGCACUUCGGUUUAUACAGGUGAAUUUUUUGAGAAUUACACAAUCUUAACUGGUGCUCCCUCCUCACCCCAAGCCCAAGGAUGCUGGUGAACUGUGAUGACUAAGCUGUGCACAUUACAGGAUUAUGCCAAGCUGCUUACUCAUUCCCAAACAGCAGCAGCAGCAGCCACUGGAAACACCUGUUUGGGUUGUGCGGCCAUCCCUGCCAUCAUGGGGACUUUACUGCAGGGAUCUUGUUUCUUUCUGCUGCCUCUGAGGGACUCAGCCUGUUCUUCAUGGGAUCUCUAUCUUGCCUUCCUCAGAUUUCAAGGUAUCCUUUGCCUCAUUUCAUUCAAACUGAACCUGACCUUACACACCUAUGGAGAUGGCUAAAGAGCCAUUGCACAGAUGUGUCCUGAAGCAGUUAUUCAGCAAAUCUUUAUUCCCCCAGCAGAUGGCUCCUCCAGCCCAGUGGCCUCUGGGUUGACACUUCUAAGUUCAUAAACUGUCAGAAAAAGGUCCAUGGUAAGCUACCACAGGAGACAUGUCCAGAGAUCAGAACUGACCCCCCACUUACACCCCUACCCACUGAGAUUAUGACUGACUUGAAGGAGGCUGGUGCCUAAAUUAAGCAUGCUACUUUCCUUACAAAGACAAUGAAAAUAGGGGACUCUCUAAAGGCCAACGCAUUGUCUUUAUUUCCUUGGGGAUUGAAACCCAUGAUCACGAGUUCCUUAGAGAAGUGAAAGUGGCCUGAACUGAUCCAGUAAUUCCUGUUAUCAGCAGGCUUUAUAAGUCAGUGAGCCGGGAGCUGUCUCUUCAUCCAGACGGAAGUCCCUGGAGUGCAAAGAUGUUCCCACACCCAUCUUUCUUGAGUCUGGCCUCCUUGCUGCUCUUCUCCCUUGUCCUCCAUGAUGUCCUAGCCCUGAGGCUCUGCUCCUUCAAUGUGAGAUCCUUUGGAGAGAGCAAGAAAGAAAACCGCGAUGCCAUGGAUGUCAUUGUGAAGAUCAUCAAACGCUGUGACCUUAUACUCCUGAUGGAAAUCAAGGACAGCAGCAACAACAUCUGCCCCAUGCUGAUGGAAAAGCUGAAUGGAAAUUCACGGAGAAGCACAACAUACAACUAUGUGAUUAGUUCUCGACUUGGAAGAAACACAUACAAAGAACAGUAUGCCUUCCUCUACAAAGAAAAGCUGGUAUCUGUGAAGGCAAGAUACCUCUACCAUGACUAUCAGGACGGAGACAUCGACGUAUUUUCCAGGGAGCCCUUUGUGGUUUGGUUCCAGGCGCCCUUCACUGCUGUCAAAGACUUUGUGGUUGUCCCCUUGCAUACAACUCCUGAGAGUUCUGUUAAAGAGAUGGAUGAGUUGGUUGAUGUCUACAUGGAUGUGAAACGUCGAUGGAAAGUGGAGAGUUUCAUCUUCAUGGGUGACUUCAACGCUGGCUGCAGCUAUGUCCCAAAGAAGGCCUGGAAGAACAUCCGUUUGAGGAUGGACCCCCACUUCGUUUGGCUGAUUGGGGAUCAAGAGGACACCACAGUCAAGAAGAGCACCAACUGUGCCUAUGACAGGAUUGUGCUUCGAGGACAAGAGAUAGUCAACUCAGUGGUUCCCCAUUCAAAUGGCACCUUUGACUUCCAGAAAGCUUAUGAGUUGUCAGAAGAGGAGGCCCUGGAUGUCAGUGACCACUUUCCAGUUGAGUUUAAGCUACAAUCUUCAAGGGCCUUCACCAACAACAGAAAAUCUGUUGCUCUAAAGAAGAGAAAAAGAGGCAAUCGUUCCUAGGUACCACGGUGCCAUUAUUUUAAAAGCCACUCCUUGCUUCCAAAUAAAAUUGCUCUCAUGGGUCUAAACUAACUGCAUGCUCAGGAAUUAAGAAUGGCAGAGCUGCUUUCAUUGUUCACUUGAGUUCAUUCCAUCUAGAGCCAAGAGGGAGAAGAGUCUGUGACCCAACAUCAUCAUUGUGACCUGCCACUAGUUAGGAAGCAGGACAAAUGUCAGCUGUCAGUCCUAUCUGCCAAUGCUCAAAAGGGACUCCUGUUUCCCAGAUAUGAGCAGAAAUGCCAAGACUCAAAUCAAGGCUCAUGAUGUAGGCAAUCAGACUCCACUUCAUCCUCCCAGGGUCAGACAAUUGUAACAUCUAUCAGGGAUGGAGAAUGAGGGCCACUCCCACAGUGCUUACUGUCUCUAUUGCUCUAAGUCAACCAGUCUAAGUACUUCCAGUGUCAUCCCUUCUAUUUCAAGAACACAUUGGACCCCUAUGCACAGCCCAACUAUACGCAUAACCCACCCCUACCCACAAGCCUAGCCCUAACCACAGCAAAACCCUACCUACAGCAAACCCCUACUCACAGCACACCCUUACCCAAAACCACAACCCACCCCUACCCAUAGACCACCCCUACCCAUAGACCACCCCUACCCAUAGACUACCCCUACCCACAGCCAUGCCCAUAAGCCAUCGCAUGUCCUGAAUUCAGUCUUUGGACACCAAGAAAGUUUCCGUUAUCUGACAGCCAGCCUCACUUUGCAUUGCAUGCUCCAAUAGGUUCUUCCCUUUCUUUUUUCCCCUUUCUCCCUUUCCUCUUCCUCCUUCUCCCAACUCCCCAAAGAGGCUCUACCUUGCAUUCCCUGUCCUCUCCCAAGUGUCCUCUGUCUCACAUCUCAUGCUUCCCUUGCAAUAUUUGCCACACUGUAUUGACAAACCAGGUGACAACCAGGGCCAGCUCUGGAACUCACUGAAAGUCCUGUUGACUGACUUGGACUUGAGGCUUUGUUGUCUUCUUGCCACUCUGGAAUCCAGCAAUGUGGCACCAUGUCACUUGUAUUCAGGGUGCCCACUUUUGUUCAUUUUGCUUUGUUUUGCAGGAUAUUCUUUCUUUACUCUUGUACACGAAUGUACCAGGAGCAGGGAAAAUUAGUGGCACUUCUGGCCCUACUCCUGGUUUCUUGUCCCAGAAGCAACCUUUCCACACAGCUUCUGUGGUCUUCCUAAAGGUGUCCAUGCAUAAAUUGUAAGGAUUUAGUCUUUAAUUACGUCAUCAGCCUUCGCCGGCUUCCCAGCCUAAAAAGCGGGUGGUCCUUCUGUGGGCUCUCUGUCCCCUUUCCUUUCCGCUCCUUCCACCCCGUCGGUCCCCCCCCCCACCAUCUCUCUCUCUCUCUUUCUGUCUCUCUCUCCCCCCCAAUAAAGCUCUAAAAAGGUAACCAUGGCUAUGAUUCUUUUAAUCAGCAUGCUCCUCCGCCAGCAUGGCCACCACAGGCGGCGACCAGCCACGAGGGGCAGCGCCGCAGCAUAACCAACAUAAAUGAGUACCAUGUGUAAUUUUAAGAAAUAUAAAGUGUAUCACACUGUAAAUAUGGGUCUGUGAGCUGCUUUUUUUUCCUUAAUAUACUGGUGACAGUGUGACUUUGAUGUAAGAAAAAAAGACAAUGAGUUUUUGUUUUAGUUAGCUCCAUCAUCCCAACAGCAUCAUGGGCUGGGGAACCAAAUCUUUUCUACAUGAGACUUUGGGAGCCACUCCAGUUCCAAAUGGUGGCAGUCUAAUAUCUAGAAUUAUGUAUCAUCUUGCUAAGGGAAUAAAAUCAAAAGGGCCCUGUUUAAGUUGGGAAAGACAUCUUCCCCAAAUGUCCACCUACCUCUGAGAUUUUGUUGAGAUUUCUAUUGUCCAAUUUAUCUCUGAGACUUUAGGGGGAGAUGAUAAGGUUGUUGAGACGUUGGCACUCUUCUGAGGCAGAGUUCAUGUACCCAGAGACCCUUCAGUGCCCAAAUGGUGUGAGACCAAAAUGAGCCAUCUUAGAAAUAAGACCAAAAUGCUUUCACCCUAAAAUUAAAGCCUAAGAUUUCUUCUUUUGGGAAUAGGCCAUUAGUUACUGAAACCAGUCAGUUCAGAUUCCAGAAACCUGGAAGUGUAAAAGUACAGAGUCACAAGGUAGUCAUGAGGUAAUGCCUGCUGGACUAUGGAAUGUCCUCUCCCUGGUUUCCAAGGUAACUGACCAUAAAAAUGCCCCCCCCCCCCCCAGGGCAGCCAAUGAGAAAUGGUGGCGGGCAAUCACUCCCUUAGAAGUAAGAUUAAGCCAUGAUUUCUAGAAGCCCCUAGAAGCGAGUCAAUCAGAAUUGUAUCUGUACUAGCACCCCUAAAUGAUGUAACCUUGUGAUUUUUUCCCUUUAAAAGCUGAACUUGCAGACAGGCGGGCACUUCCUCCAGCCUCCACUGCGUUGGAUGUAUUGGACAAAGUCCCUGUCUAGGCUUGUAUUACUUUUGGAUAUCCAGAAUUAAACCUUGCUUUUGCAUUCCGG
Messenger RNA from Peromyscus californicus insignis, 4675 nucleotides. It is a transcript of the gene Dnase1l3, whose product is annotated as deoxyribonuclease 1 like 3. Lineage: Eukaryota; Metazoa; Chordata; Mammalia; Rodentia; Cricetidae. The record is from RefSeq and is a predicted model, not a curated record. Gene Ontology annotation, biological process: apoptotic DNA fragmentation; programmed cell death involved in cell development. Gene Ontology annotation, molecular function: DNA nuclease activity. Bases 1231 to 2163 code for a protein of 310 amino acids. The transcript is spliced from 8 exons. Gene Ontology annotation, cellular component: nucleus.